GUUUUUUUUUUUCCAUUUCAUAGAUCAAAACCUAAAAAUCUUACUUUACCAGAAGAAGACACAUUCUCUCCAGGAGUGAAUGACUCUUAUUCUAAAAAUUCACCUGUUUAUACAAGUAUCGUGGGUUUAGUAAAACCUUCUGUUUCAGAACUUGGUACAGAAAACCUAAGAGUCUGUUUGAAGAUAAUUCAAUGUUACGUGUUACUGGGCUCCAGAGACUUUAUGCAAGUGUAUUCUGAGGCUGUUGCUACUUGCUUGUUGAGUUUGAUGACAGAUAUACGAACAGAAGGAAUGGUGCUGAUCUUAAGGUUGGUGGAAUUAAUUCUAAAAGCAUUUCCAAAUGAAGGCCCUUCAGUGUUCCAAGCCAUGUUGCCCGGGAUGAUCAGAACAAUUUUGGAUGCAGAGGAAAACUGUGUAGUGGUGGCCAUGCAUCUGAGUUUAUUUGCUCGAAUCCUGUUACAAAAUCAGGAGUUCAUGUGGUCAGUUAUCCAGCAUGUGGCCAAGGAGAUGGGCAAUGAUGCUGACUCAUUGUUUGGAGCGUUGUUGGACCACUGGACUGAUCGCAUAGACAUAAUCACACAGCCAGAAAGACGAAAGCUGUCUGCCUUAUCUCUUGCAUCAAUACUACCUCAAAACUACAGCAUUGUAACGGACAGAUUUGGAGCCAUAAUAAAUUGUCUUGUCGAAGUUCUUCAUGAUGUUUGCAGACUGGAUGAUGAAGGUUCAAUGGCAGAUGGUCUUGUGGUGGAGCCUGGGACUGCAACCUUAGACGACAGUCAGGACAAAGAGCACGACAAAAGGAAGCACAUGCUUUCGAGGCAAGACCCUGUGCACACAGUUUGCCUUAAGACCUAUGUGGUCUCGCAGCUGAACCUGUGCCAGCAGAUUCAUGGCCAGAAAGUCUUUGAGCAGCUCAUGGCACAAGUAGACCAAGAUGUUUCCAACCAGCUGCAGCCAUUUCUCCAUUAG
Molecule: messenger RNA, 969 nt
Organism: Candidula unifasciata
Lineage: Eukaryota; Metazoa; Mollusca; Gastropoda; Stylommatophora; Geomitridae
Source: the annotation of a GenBank genome assembly